This is a messenger RNA of Lactuca virosa, 3807 nucleotides long. NCBI's taxonomy places the organism in Eukaryota, Viridiplantae, Streptophyta, Magnoliopsida, Asterales, Asteraceae. The record is from the annotation of a GenBank genome assembly.
AUGCUUUUCUCAUGGGGAUUUUAUCAAACAUGUAGAGUGAAACAUCAAAUGCAAGUCUCGUUCCAUCGCAACUUCCUGUUCAAUCGUCGGCCUUACCUGCUCAAUCGGCGGUUCAAUCUACAAAGACAACUCUAUAUUUAUCUUCAAGUACUAUCUUCUGCUAGGCUUGCUCGAUUCUUCACAUCUCUUCCUUCCGACACAUCAAUGGCUUCCGACAAGUCAACACAACCUCUUACCGUCGACUCCCUCAACACAAAGGUCUUGAAAUGUGAGUAUGUUGUACGUGGUGAAUUGUUUCUCUGGCUCAGUGCUGAUUCCAUAGAAAGAGCAUGGCAGAUUCUUGAUCAAAUUCCUGGUAGAGCUACUGGUGCAUAUAGUCACAGGGCAACAGGGUGGGGACUUGAGGUCUCUGAGCUCAAGAAGCAACUGGAAACUGCUAGACAAAAGGGUAUUAUUGUUAGAGCCCUUGUUGUCAUUAAUACAGGAAACCCAACUGGCCAGGUUUAUCAGGGAAACAUUUAUGUCUUUGAAAAGCACUGCCACUGUUUUAAGAAAGUUGCUCGUUCAAUGAGAUAUGGUGACAAGGAUAUUCCCUUGGUUUCUUCUCAGUCACUGUCUAAAGGGUAUUAUGGGGAAUGUGGGAAAAGAGGUGGUUACAUGGAGGUGACUGGUUUUAGUCCUAAAGUUCGGGAACAAAUCUACAAGGUGGCAUCAGUGAAUCUUUGUUCGAACAUCUCUGGCAUUAGAAGAUGCACUGAACAGCGUAGAGGGUGUUACCUGCAACAAAGUAGAAGGAUCAUUGUUUUCCGAUCUGUAAGGGGAAAGAGAAAGAUGAAGAGAGGGAAAGAUGAAGAAAAAACCAUGGGGCCAAUGUUUCCAAGGCUUCAUGUGAAUGAUACUGAAAAAGGAGGUCCACGAGCACCUCCUAGAAACAAAAUGGCUCUUUACGAACAGCUUAGUAUACCUUCACAGAGGUUCAAUGGCGGAGCGUUGCCCUUUAACCCUAAUUCCACCGCCAACUCUGUUCCACCGUCAUCUUCAACACCGGGCACCAUGAAUGAAAGGGCUACGUUUUCCCCACUUCAACAAUCGUCUUCAAUGCACCCAACCAGGAUGACGGACAAUCGCCAUUCUGAGCUCAACAAUCAACGUGUGCAACAACAAGAACAUAAAAGGAGACAAGAAGAUGACGACUUUAGGGUUCCAAUCUUUGAUCAACAAUCUGGAACAAGUCAAAAUCAUCAAAACAGAGAAAACGAAGGCAUCACUCCAUUUGGUGCAGCAGCCUUUUCAGGUCGUUUAUCAAAUGUUCAGAAUGCUAGACAAAUCAUCAAUAAACCUCAAAAAGAAAACUCUCAAGAUUUUACUAGAUCUGCCUCAAAUCAACUGUCCAGGCAAAACCCUAAAGUUCCUUUGAAGGAGACGAACGAAUCUUCAAAUUAUAGUCACAGACAUGCUUCAAAUAAUGGGAAUUUAAGGGAUUACAGAGGCGACUCACAAGCUGAUAACACUUUGUGGGGUGACAGCGGUUUAAAUGAAGCAUCUAAAGCUAGUGGGUAUGAGAAUACUUCGGUUCCAGUAAUGGAGGCUUUAAGAAGCCCUAAUAAUAAUGAUCCUACGAAUGCUGAUGCUGUUUCAGAGACGUCGAUGGUGGAUUCCAUUUGUGGAGUCGAUAUUUCUCCUGAUGAUGUUGUAGGGAUUAUUGGUCAAAAACAUUUUUGGAAAGCAAGAAGAGCUAUUGUCAACCAACAAAGAGUCUUUGCUGUUCAAGUGUUCGAGCUCCACAGAUUGAUAAAGGUUCAGAGAUUAAUAGCUGGAUCACCUCAACUUUUGUUUGAAGAAAACUUGUAUUUAUCAAAACCACCAAAAGUCACUCCAAUCAAGAAAAUUCCCAUUGAAUAUGUUAUAAAACCUAAACACAAAAAUGACGAAAACGCCCUCGCCCUCGCCCUCGAGAAGCCGAAUGAUGAGACGGAAUUCUCAGCUGAAAAUGCACCCGGGAAAGCCUCUUUAUCCACCGUUCAAAAUGGCAGUCAGACAACUUAUUGCAGACCGUUUUCCGGCAACCCGUUACCGGUGCCGCUGCCACCUGCCGACAUCUCCUCGUGGAAUUACAAUCCGCCACCUGGACACCAAUGGUUGAUUCCGGUCAUGUCACCAUCUGAAGGACUCGUGUACAAACCCUACCCGGGACCCGGGUUCAUGAACCCGGUUUAUGGUGGUUGUGGGCCCAUGAUGGGACCUAAUUUCGGUAACUAUGGUGUCCCCCAUCCUUCUGAUCAUCAUUAUGAAGGUCCAACCGGGGUUCACCCUUUCGCACCUCCGGCUAGCCAUGGCUACUUUCCAGCUUACAACAUGCCACCGGUCAAUCCACCUGUCUCGACCCAGACCCAGACCCCGACCCGGGUCAAGUUUAAAGCAUGUAACGAUAGUGAGGUACAAGUGAGUACAGCAAGCAGUCGAAGUGACAAAACAUGGAAUCGAAACGCGCUUUCUCUUUUUCCGACGUCUCCUCCUCCUCCGGCGGCACCCGUGGCGGCUCCGGCGGUGGCUCAGGUGGGAGUGGCGGAGGAGGCGCCACGUGUUAUUAGAGUUGUGCCUCAUAACGCCAGUGAUGGAGUGGAGGGGGACUCUAUUCCAAAAAGCAACCUUUUCAAUGCUACUACAACAAGAAAAACAACAUUUUCCAAAAAGCAAGGUGUCAAAAGCAUUUUGAGUGAAGACGGGGACAUAAUUGACUGUGUUGAUAUCUACAAGCAACAGGCUUUUAAACAUCCAGCUUUAAAGAAUCAUACUAUCCAGAUGACACCGACAAACGUUUUGAAUAUUGAGAACAGUAUGAUGAAAAAAACAUUUAAAGAUACCAAAAAGGAAGACAAUACUAUGACAAUAACAUCACAACUAUGGCAAAAAAGUGGAAGUUGUCCAAAAGGAACAAUUCCAAUUCGCAGAGUUCAUAAGCGUUUUCUCAAUGUCCAUGGUUAUGGGAGAAAGACACCUAAUGAAUCGAAGAAUCAAACAACGAUAUUGAAGGACCCAAGGAACUCUUUGGCAAAUCAUUCGGUGGCACUUGUACUCACACAGGGUUACAGCUACUCAGGGGCCAAAACCGAUAUCAAAGUGUGGACUCCUUACGUUGAGAAGGAAGACGAGUAUAGUACUUCUCAUGUUCUUAUUCAAAAUGGCGAUGUGGAUGAUUUUGAAAUUGUUGAAACUGGAUGGGCUGUAAAUCCAAGUGUUUAUGGUGAUCACGAAACUCGCUUAUAUGUCUAUUGGACAGCCGAUGGAUCAAUUAAAACAGGUUGCUUUGACAUGACGUGUCCAGGAUUCGUUCAAGUGAGCCAUGAAGUAGCUCUUGGCGCGGCCAUUUAUCCUAUCUCUAACUCUAAGGGCCUUCCCUACCAAAUCACUGUUUACAUUUACAAGGAUCCAAAAACAAACAAUUGGUGGGUGAACUAUGGCGAGUCGAUCAACAUAGGGUAUUGGCCCGGUGAGCUGUUUGUGUUUUUAAAGCACCAUGGGCUCAUGGUGAAGUGGGGUGGCGAGGUGUAUAGCACCAGGGUCAAGACUCACCCGCACACAGCCACACAAAUGGGCAACGGUUACACUCCUUCACCAAUCUUUGAGAACUGUGGGACCAUGAAACGUAUGCGGGUUGAACAAAACUCAGAACCUUUGAUGAUACCCGAAUGGUCCGACACCAUUGUUGAUGAAUAUCGUUGUUAUGAUAUUUUAUAUGAAGUUGAUUAUGUUGAUGAUCCUAUAUUUUAUUAUGGCGGCCCUGGUAGAAGCCCAUGGUGCCCAUAA